CGAGGCCGGGCGCGGGAGGCGGCGGCGGCGGCCCCGGGAGCUGCCGAUCGGCGCCGGGACAAAGGCGCGGCCGCCCGGCGCCCCGAGCAGCCCGAGCCGGGGCGCACAGCCGGGGCGCAGCCCGCGCCCCCCGCCGCGACUGACAUGAUGUUUCCACAAAGCAGGCAUUCGGGCUCGUCGCACCUCCCCCAGCAACUGAAAUUCACCACUUCGGACUCCUGCGACCGCAUCAAAGAUGAGUUUCAGCUGCUGCAGGCUCAGUACCACAGUCUGAAACUCGAAUGUGACAAGCUGGCCAGCGAGAAGUCGGAGAUGCAGCGUCAUUACGUGAUGUACUACGAGAUGUCCUACGGCUUGAACAUCGAGAUGCACAAGCAGGCUGAAAUCGUCAAGAGGCUGAAUGGGAUCUGUGCCCAGGUCCUGCCCUACCUUUCCCAAGAGCACCAGCAGCAAGUCUUGGGAGCCAUCGAGAGGGCUAAGCAGGUCACUGCUCCUGAGCUGAACUCCAUCAUCCGACAGCAGCUCCAAGCCCACCAGCUGUCCCAGCUGCAGGCUCUGGCCCUGCCUCUGACCCCACUGCCUGUGGGGCUGCAGCCCCCUUCUCUGCCGGCGGUCAGUGCAGGCACCGGCCUCCUCUCGCUGUCGGCGCUGGGCUCCCAGGCCCACCUCUCCAAGGAAGACAAGAAUGGGCAUGACGGUGACACCCACCAGGAGGAUGAUGGCGAGAAAUCGGAUUAGUGGGCGGCUGGGAUGGGGGUGGGGAGACAGACACGGAGAGAGAGGAAGAUUCAGCGUAAGACACAGUAUAGCUCGGGAUUGGCUCAACUCUGGUAGUAUUUAUGGUAGCCGCCUGCUGGGGCCCUCGCCCUGCUUGUGUGCCACCCCCUGACUUGGCUCCUACCCCCGACUCCCAGCCUCCCUCCUCCUCCCCUGCAGCCUGAAUGGGUCAAUACCCGGUCAUACCACAGAUGAGGCAAGCUGAGGCCUGGAGGCACAAGUGGGAGGCCAGGUCAGAAGGGAGCAAGACCUCAAGAGGUCCAACACCCCCUGCACUUCCCCAAUUCGCACACCUGUAACUGACAGUCUGCCCGCUGGCCCCACCCCCCACCCUCCCCGGGGCACACCCUGGCCUCACACCCUGGCACUGCAUGCAAACACAAUGCUAGCUGCCCCUCCCUGCCCUGGGCGCCCCACGUCUCCCCCUCCCACUCACUCACCCUCUGCUAGUUCCCACCGCCCACGCCCACCUAGUCCUGUCCCCUCACCCAUGAAAGAAAGAGGGGCCACGGACAGCAAGCUUUGCCCGGGGAACAGGGUGGGGUGGGCGACCCAGAAUUCCCUGUCUCCCCUUCCCAAAUAAAGAUGAGGGUACUCAAGUUGUCUUGGUUUUUAUUUUUUAUUUUUCCUUUUUCCAGUAUACUAGCUUGUCUUUUAAGAAAAGGGAUAUUAAAAAAAAAAAGACAGAAAAAUGUUAAAAAAAAAAAAAAAAAAAAAGCAACACCCACACCUGUGUCUGUAUAUAGCCUUUUAGACUGUCAGCCUUUGUUGUGUUCAGUUGUUUGAUCUCUACGGAGAGAAGUGAAAAUGCUGUAUCGAGGGUGGGCUUAGCUGUGCCUUUCAAAUAAAGAUGUGAGAAGGUUGGUUGCCGUG
Molecule: messenger RNA, 1650 nt
Organism: Balaenoptera acutorostrata (minke whale)
Lineage: Eukaryota; Metazoa; Chordata; Mammalia; Artiodactyla; Balaenopteridae
Gene: TLE5
Product: TLE family member 5, transcriptional modulator
Exons: 7
Coding region: 145-738 (197 amino acids)
Biological process (GO): regulation of DNA-templated transcription; negative regulation of canonical Wnt signaling pathway
Cellular component (GO): nucleus; transcription regulator complex
Molecular function (GO): protein binding; transcription corepressor activity
Source: RefSeq, a predicted model, not a curated record